Molecule: messenger RNA, 1776 nt
Organism: Diaporthe amygdali
Lineage: Eukaryota; Fungi; Ascomycota; Sordariomycetes; Diaporthales; Diaporthaceae
Product: scd2 ral3
Exons: 4
Coding region: 1-1776 (591 amino acids)
Molecular function (GO): phosphatidylinositol binding; protein binding
Source: RefSeq, a predicted model, not a curated record
AUGAAGGCCCUUCGCAGGUCAAUCAAGGGAGAGGAGAAGGCAAAGGCCCACGUCUCGAUCGGCCCCAAAUCCGCUGUCGCGAUAGUUCCGCCAAAAAAGGUUAUUCGGGCGCUAUACGACUAUGAAGCACGGUCUAGCCAGGAACUCAGCUUUUCGCGCGGCGACUUCUUCCAUGUCAUCGGCCGAGAGAAUGACCCCGACUGGUAUGAGGCGUGCAAUCCCGCUCUACCUGACGCUCGCGGCCUUGUGCCAGUGAGCUUCUUCAAGGCUCUCGGCCGCACAGAGCGUGACAGCGCAAGCUCGGACACGAGUCGACCGUCACCUGGUGGUGCCAUCAACAACCCCGACCACGAUUCCGGGUAUGCCGAGACAUCUGCAUCGAGCGUAACUCCUACGCAAACGGCGAGUCAGAGGAGCUCUAAGAUGUCUCAAGGGAAGAAUGGGGCUAUGGUGUAUGGCAUAGUCAUGUACGACUUCCAGGCCGAACGGGCAGACGAGCUGGAGGCAAAGGCAGGAGAGGCGAUUAUCGUGAUUGCGCAAUCAAAUCCCGAGUGGUUUGUAGCGAAACCAAUAGGGCGACUAGGCGGUCCAGGUUUGAUUCCAGUCUCUUUCAUCGAGAUCCGCGAUAUGGCUACAAAUACACCAGUCCCCAACCCUCAAGAUGCUAUCAGGAGGGCGGGAAUACCGAGGGUCGAGGAGUGGAAGAAGAUGGCCGCCGAGUACAAGAACAGCAGCAUUACAUUGGGCAAGUUCGAAGCCGGAGGGCCCCCGGGACAGCAGGGAUCUCUUGAGCAAGGCAUGGAGCGCAUGAGUCUUCAGCAGGGCGCUGGUCGUAUGAGCCAAAGCAACGCACAGCAGCCUCAAAGCAACCGAAACACCCAGAGCCAGCAACCCCCGAUGGCUAACCCCCAAGCCCCAAGCCCUGGAGCACAGUUGCACGCUCCCAUCUCCGCACGCAUCCCCCGCUACUGCUUUGCCGAAGACAAAUACUGGUUUGUGAUCGAGGCCGCGCUGGAGGAUGGUCGACAUUGGGAGCUGUCGCGAUAUUACGAAGACUUUUACGACUUUCAAAUCGCGCUUCUUACCGAAUUUCCGGCCGAGGCAGGAAACACUGGCACGCAAAAACGGACCUUGCCGUACAUGCCAGGUCCUGUCAACUACGUCACCGACGCUAUCACCGAGGGUCGACUCCACAACUUGGAUGCCUAUGUGAAAAAUCUCCUGAGCCAGCCAACCUAUAUUUCGAGGUGUAACCUGGUCAAGCAAUUCUUCGCACCCAGAGAAGGAGACUACGAGAUUGAUCCAAGUACCACGGGCGAGGAGGAAUACCGACUAUCCGGCGGCUCCCAGCAGUCGUCUCAGGAGACACCACCGGACGCCAUAUCACAGCAGUCAUCGAAGAACAACCUCAAUGGUAAUGGGUAUGGUGCAGCACCGGGUUCGAGAGGACACAACGGCGUACCUCGCCAGUCGUCAUCUCUAUCUCAACCUUCGCAGAAUUCCAUGUCUCCCGGUCUGAACCAGCAAGCAGCAGCGAUGAAAAUCAAGCUUAGCUACAACGGUGAUCUUAUUGCCAUCCGGGUACCGACGGAUAUUCAGUUCCGAGACUUGUACGAGAAGAUCCGUGACCGGCUCAAGAUUCCGGCAGGUGAUCCUAUCGACAUUUCGUACAAGGACGAGAGCACACAGGACAAGCUCCCGAUGAUCAGUAACAACGACCUUGACGUUGCGUUGGAACGCAACGAGAAGCUACUGAUAUAUGUGGAGCAAGUCUGA